This is a messenger RNA of Ostrinia furnacalis (Asian corn borer), 5592 nucleotides long. It is a transcript of the gene mtd, whose product is annotated as TLD domain-containing protein mustard. Gene Ontology annotation, biological process: response to oxidative stress. Lineage: Eukaryota; Metazoa; Arthropoda; Insecta; Lepidoptera; Crambidae. Bases 336 to 3917 code for a protein of 1193 amino acids. Gene Ontology annotation, cellular component: nucleus. The record is from RefSeq and is a predicted model, not a curated record. The transcript has 25 exons.
GCGGCGCGCGCCUCGCACGGCCAGCUCACGCGCUCGCGCACACCGCUCACAGUGAAAGUCGCGCGCGCAGGUUUCGCUACGAUUUCGUGCGCCGACAUCUUCGUCUAGUUAUUCUGUUUGUUCGUUGCGCCAGUGCAGCAGGGAAAGGAGGUCGGUGCUUGGCCAUAGCCCGCAUUCAGCAGUGAACGAAACUUCAGAACAAUAUAAGUACUCGGACAGUAUUUUUAGUGUUCUCGAAGCUUUCAACAUGACUGUCGAAAAUGUUGGAGCCGUGAAAUGUGAUUCAGGUUCCGCAGUGUGAAGUGUUAACUGUUAAGUGCGAGUGAAAUCGAACAAUGAGUGGAAGCGAGCCAACGUUGACGGAGUCGCCGGUGCCGCUGGCGCUGGCGCGGCUCCAGGGGCGCCCGGGCCGCGUGCCGCGCGGGCUGCGCAUGCACCGGCCCAGCCUGCCGCUCGCCAGCCUGCAGGAGGCCGUCGACGAGACCCCGCGCCGCUACAGCGAGGAGCCCGCCUUCCCCGAUACCGAUGACGACGAGGCCUUCACUGACCUCGUCGAAGUCGAUGAACUACCGCGAUCCACUUCGAAUGGCCGCAGAGCCUCUGACGCUACUUUUGCUGAACGAUAUAGAAAACUGACCGAUUUUGAUGAGCCCCCGCCGGAGAUGCCCCGUCGGGCCUCCUUGGCCGUGCCAGGAGGAGCCGAGGGCUACGGGCCGAGCGACAAGGGGCGGAGGCGCUCGUGGGCAGCCCGCCUGCAACUCGAGCGCAAGAAGAGGCGAAAAUCUGGAGGGAACGACACCGACGAGGAAAGCGACACACCGACGACAUACGUCCGCCAAAAGCGUCCCUCCUGGUGGAACGUGUUCGUCCCUGACAAUAUGCUUAAAAACAGGUCUAGGCGCGCGUCGCAGCAGCUGUCGAGGAGCGCCGAGAGCAUCGACCAGUCUUACAAGAGGUCUAAAAGCCGCUCCGUGGACCAUGGGUUCGCGGCGCCCUUCGACUUGGAGGCGCUGCGUUCCAAGGUCGAGGGGAGGUUCGACGCGGUACACAGAGAUGAGGACGAACAAAUUAAAAGACUACCCCCUCCACCCCCUAUCAAGACUAUGACUUAUACGGUCCGUGACCGUGACACGCUGACCUCGCUGGCUGCGCGCUUUGACACCACCCCCUCUGAGCUAACCAAGCUGAACAGGCUGGCUACGCAGUUCAUCUUCCCGGGGCAGACGCUGCUGGUGCCUGACAAGAGGAAAGAUGGAGAUAAAGACUCGGAUGGGCCGUCUGAGAGCGGCGACAACACAUCUGAAUCAACACAGGCUACGAGCGAGCCGGCACAGGAAAAAGAGAUCCUGGACAGCCUUCGGCCGGUGUCACCCGAAGCCCCGACUAGUAGCAGCGCCCCCCAGCGGUUCCUUAAGAUCAACGUGCGACACAUCACUGAUGGACAGGGCGUGGUAUCCGGAGUGCUGCUCGUAACACCUAACGCAGUCAUGUUCGAUCCCAACGUAUCUGAUACGCUGGUGAUGGAACAUGGACCGGAGUCGUAUGGCGUCAUCGCGCCCAUGGAGUACGUCGUCAACGCCGCCAUCUUCUACGACAUCGCGCAUAUGCGCACGCAUGGGCCCGACCACCACAACGCGCACAAAGCCGAGUCAGCUGAAAUCUACUACAUGAAUAAGUCGGAACAUUCACCCGGAAAAGAUUCCCUUCUAGUCAAAGACGAGACGUUCCCUGAGCUGCAGGCGGCGGGAGCGGAGGCCGAGGAGGGAGCGGAGCGCCCGGCCUCGGCCGAUGCCGACGACCGCGGCGGCGCCGCCUUCCCCAAGGCCUUCGAUAGAGAACUCGUCACGCCCACCGCGCUCCAGCAGCAAACCGCAGAAGAUAGGCGGAAAUCAUUGCUUGACCAUCAUUGGGCAAUACCUAGCAAGGAUAGAAUGUCAAUUGAUCAGGGAAGUGAGGUGUCAUCAGGCACCGAGCAUACCAAAGAUGAGAGCCUCGAGGCGAGCGUAUCGCGCUCUCGUGGCAACAGUACUACGGGUGACGCCGCCGAAGUGGCAGAGGCGCCCGACGCUCCCGAUGAACCGCGUGACGACGCGCAGCACCUUGUCAAGCUGUCUUACCAUGAUUCCGGAAUUGACAUACGCGACCCGCUGCUGCAUGUCACGCCCACUAACGCCAAAAAGGACCAUUAUCUCCACUACCUUCACUUCGAUCAUGACGAUGAAUAUUACCACGACAUCCUCGUUGACACGAUAUACGAGGCGGCGGAAACUGACGUAUCUAUGUACGAUAACUGGCACUGUGACGCCGCGUACGAGGCAAAAUUCCUCAAGUGUUACGAUAUGGAGGUGUCUUCUGACUCCUCGCACGAUAAGGAGGUAUACAGCGACGCAGAUAUAGUGCUAUCGGCGGAUUGGGUGCCCCCAGUGUGCCUGGCUCGCGCUGAGCCCCCGCUCUCCGCACCCCCUCUGGGCGAGAACGAGAGGCGAGAACCGCGUAAGCCUGCGGCCGUCUCUUUCUCGCUUGAUGGGAACACGCAAAAGGAUGAUAGCGGGAAACCUGACAAGAAAAAUAAGAUGUUGAAGAGGCUGUCCUACCCUCUAUCGUGGGUGGAAGGCCUGACAGGCGAGGGUGCUGCGGCGGGCUCGCAGGCCGACUCGCUGCCCACCUCGGCCGAUAGCCACAAUUCCACCAGCGUCUUCUCCAAAGUAUUCAACAGACGCAGCUCCUUGGGCGGAUUCGGGCGCUCGCACACAAAAUCCACUUCGAGCAGCUCCAGCCAGCAGCCGCGGCUCGACUAUCGCAGCAUGGUGUCGGUGGACGACAUGCCUGAUCUCUUCGCUUCCUUUGACAAGUUAAUACCGCGGCCCGCGCGCCCCAGCGACGACCCGCCGCUAUAUCUGCGCCUACGCAUGGGCAAGCCUGCCGGGCGGCCGCUGCCGCGCACCACGCCGCUCAUGUCCUACGGCCGCAAGCGCAUGAAGCCCGAGUACUGGUUCGGCAUCCCCAGGAACAGGGUGGAUGAUUUAUUCAAGUUCCUGACGCACUGGGUGCCGGAUCGGUAUGGGCCCCUGGGCGAUGUGACCGCGCAGGGAUAUGAACUGAUCGACAGUGACACUGAAUGGGACGACGACGAAGCCAAACCGGGACAAAAGGGUGAACGAACGGGCAGCACCGGGGAUGUAUCUGACAUCACAAGAGAAUCGUGGGAGGUGCUGUCGAUGAGCGAUGAGCUGCGGCGCGCUCUGUACUCGUCGGGCGCCUCCAUCGACAUGGAGUUCUCGCCGCCCGACCUCAUUGGCACGUCGGAGAUAUUCACAAUGGAAAUCAGAGAGAAACUCUGCACGGUGCUGCCUGCGCGCGCGCAGGGCUACAUGUGGUCGCUGACGUUCAGCACGAGCCAGCACGGCUUCUCGCUCGCGUCGAUGUACCGCAAGAUGCAGCGCGUUGACAGCCCUGUGCUGCUUGUCAUACAGGAUACUGACAACAAUGUGUUCGGCGCGCUCACCUCAUGCGCUCUGCAUCCCUCCGAGCACUUCUACGGCACGGGCGAGUCUCUGCUAUUCUCGUUCCAACGCGUGGAAGAGGCGCGCCGGCCGCCGCCCGCCGACGCCGACACCGCCGACAAACCCAAGGAGAAAGAGGAGGUCAUCAGCGACGGGAAAGAGGAGAAGGGAGACCAACCACCACCAGUUAAAACCAAGUUCAAGUAUUGGGGAUGGACCGGUGACAACAUGUAUUUCAUUCGAGGGAGCAACGACAACAUAUCUAUCGGCGCUGGCGACGGUAAAUUCGGGCUAUGGCUGGACGGCGACCUUUACUUAGGCCGCACGCAGCGCUGCACCACGUACGGCAACGAGCCGCUGACCACGCGCGAGGACUUCAUCGUCAAGAUCAUGGAGUGCUGGACCUUCAUCUGAGCACGCCCCGCCCCCGCCCCGCGCCCCUCUCUACUUUCAAAUCGAUAAGCUUUAGACUAUCUUAUGAAAAUUUGCUACGAACGUUUGACACUUUUACAAAUCAGUCCUUUCGACUUUAGGUACAGAUGAGUCUGAAAAUGAUUUUGUACUCCGCGACUCGAAGGCGACGGCGCGCGUCGUCGCUCGGCCGAAUCGACUCCGCGCAUUUCUAGUCAAACGUGCCGAACCCGAGCGAUCUCCGGUCGAUCAUCCGGCGUUCGGAUGGAGUGCGCCGGCGAGCGCGGCGCCGCGGCCUCGAGCGAGUGCACGAAUCCUAGUCAAUUGUCAUUCGUAUGUAAGUGAAGUUAGCGGGGCCCGCCCCGAGAGCACGGAACGGAAGCAUCGCCCGACGCGCCGCUCGACUACUCGAAACAGGCCGAUAUUACGUGUCAAUUCAUACAAUUAACUGUGCAUUGUUAUUAAGGAUUAAAAACAUAUUUGUAACGAUAAAAUCAUUGUAUAAUGUUAUGUAGAACUUUAUAUGUAACGAAGAAUCGUUGUGUUUAGGCGCCGCUUGUGUGUUGUCCAGUGUUGAACAUUGAACAUAUGCGGGCAGUCUGUAGUCUCGUGGAUGCUCACAAAUUUGCUGGCAAUGAUGCUGAAUCUAUUCUUGCCGAAUUGGUGGGUGGUCUCGAUCGAAAUGUCGUAUUACCAAAAAUAUGUUUGUGCGUUUAGUGCUGGAAACACAGUUGGCAGUAUAAAUAAUAAAUACUUUUUGUGUAGUAGUGGAUUUUGUAUGUUUUGUUGUUGGGUAUGUGUUGAGUCAUAAUAUUUAAGUUAGUGAGCAUAAUUAUGUUACUCUUUCACUGUGAUUUGAUUAUUAUGGUUGCAUUUUGUUAUAAUAAUGAAGCAUUAUCACUUUAUUUGUAGCAAUUUGGUCAACUUAGUUUAAAGCUUUAUUUUAUAAUUUGCGUCUGCCAUUUAUCAAUGGUGGAUAUGGUUUAUUUAAAAACACUGAAGUAAAUGUAUUAAUGAACUGUUAAUUCACUAAUGAUAUAUGAAAUUAUUUAUUUUUGUGAUAAUAUGCUUCAGUACAGAGAUGAGUAGCCGAUGUGUAAUAUUAAUUAAAUAGUGAAGAUAUUUUAAAUAGUUAUCCUAGAAAGCUUGAUGAAUGUAAUCGUCAUUGUGCUUAGUAAUUGUGUCACUUAGCAUGAUGUUACUCAGAAGUAUCUGGUCGUACAGCGUUAGUUCGUUUGUCCGCGCCCGCACUUGCAGCUCGGCUACCUAUAUCGACCUAAUUUGUUUCCGUGUACAUAAUAUACAACUUACUCCUAUUCGAGAUUAGUAAAGAGAUAUAUUUUUGUGAAGACCACGCGAUGACAGCGUUGUGUAAAGAAAGUACAAUGGACUAGCUGGAAAGUAAAUAUUCAAAGUAAAAAAGUUAUCUGCAAUUAUGCGCGUGCGUCUAUACAUAAGAAAUAUUUUGACGUUGUUAUUGUUUGUGUCAUCUGGAAUGUCGUAGAAAAGAAACUUAGGUUUUAAAAUUAUAUCGGCAUAAUUAUUGUUACAAAUUUAUAAUAACUAGACUUGUUGAGUAGCAAUGAGAAAUUUAAUAUUUAUUUAUUCUGUUAUCAUAUAAUUUCUGUCGUAUGAUCGCUGUAGCUGCAUUACUUUAUUGGUGAUUUAUUAUGUAAUU